Messenger RNA from Gopherus evgoodei (Goodes thornscrub tortoise), 1528 nucleotides. It is a transcript of the gene HOXB2, whose product is annotated as homeobox B2. Lineage: Eukaryota; Metazoa; Chordata; Testudines; Testudinidae. The transcript has 2 exons. Gene Ontology annotation, biological process: regulation of DNA-templated transcription. Gene Ontology annotation, molecular function: DNA binding; DNA-binding transcription factor activity, RNA polymerase II-specific. Bases 1 to 1020 code for a protein of 339 amino acids. The record is from RefSeq and is a predicted model, not a curated record.
AUGAAUUUUGAAUUUGAGAGGGAGAUCGGGUUUAUAAAUAGUCAGCCUUCGCUCGCAGAGUGCCUGACGUCUCUUCCCGCUGUCCUGGAGACAUUUCAAACUUCAUCAAUCAAGGACUCGACAUUAAUUCCACCUCCUUUUGAGCAAACCCUCCUCAGCCUGAAUCCUUGUUCCAGCAUCCAGGCGAGACCAAGAAGCCAAAAAAGAACAACCCAUGGCCUGGUUCAGCAGCGCCCAAUCCAGCUUGGCCCUUUGGCCGCAGAAUUCCCCUGGAUGAAAGAGAAGAAAUCAACCAAGAAAGCUGCCCAGGCUCCAUCCUCCUCUUCCUCUUCGCCAUCCUCUUCCUCCUUCCCGGGAUCUGCGGCUGGAUCUCCUGCAGAUACCCAGGGGCUCCCGGAGACCAGCGCGGGCGGCUCCCGGCGGCUCCGGACUGCCUACACCAACACCCAGCUCCUGGAGCUGGAGAAGGAAUUCCACUUCAACAAAUACCUGUGCAGGCCCCGUCGGGUGGAGAUCGCGGCGCUGCUGGACCUGACCGAACGGCAGGUCAAGGUGUGGUUUCAGAACCGCCGGAUGAAACACAAGCGGCAGACCCAGCACCAAGACCCCUCAGACGGGGACCUCGGCUACCCCAACCUGGAAGAAUGCAACGACGAGGCGGAGGAGAACUCCCAGUUUGGCCAAGCCCUGGAGACCCCCUGCCCUUUUCAAACCAAAACCCAGGCGAGCCAGGAGCCGCCCAGCACUCAGCAGCUGCCCGCAGAGCCCCAGAGCCCCGGCUACCCAACGCCCACCGCAGAGCCAGGGUCCAUAAUGGAACCGAGCGGGGCAGCGGGCAGCGCGGACAAUGCCUUCCCGGAGAGGCAGGAGUCUCCUUUGUUGCCAGAUCUGAGCAUCUUCUCCACAGAUUCCAGCCUCCAGGGCUCCCUGCAGAGCCCCGUCCACUUCUCGGAGGAAGACCUGGACUUUUUUACAAGCACACUGUGUACUAUAGACCUGCAGCAUCUGAAUUUCCAGUAACAGUCCCACCCAGGUCUCUCUGCCUUGGCCGUGUCGCCCCUUUCACACGCACCUCCACCAGCUCCCCACUCGACACCAGACUAUUUCUAUCAUGGAGCCAUGUACUUUCUCAGACCUCGUCUCCCCUCGCCCCCGCCCCCUUUAAAAUUCGUUCUAAUGUGGAAGCUAGAUCAUAGAAUGGCCCAUCCUUUAAACAAUUAUUCCCAUAGCCUCAAAAAAUAAAAGGAUCCUAUGUGUUUACUAAAUCCAGAUAUUUUAUUACACUUCUAGUCUUAUUUAUUUAAAAGAAAUAAACAAACAACCCCCCACACACACACAUUCCACCCCUCACGCACACACCCGAGAGAAAACAUUUGUAAAUCCUUCAAGUGACUUUCUCAGGAAUCCGAACGAAACUUUUAGAUUUCUUAAUAAAAAUAAAUAAUAAUAAUAAAAAAACCCGGAGGAAUUUUGUUUCCUCCUUUUUAAGUUUUAGAUGUAGACUAUUUAUUCAAAUCCUUUAAUAGUA